ACGCGUCUGUGGUCCGCGCGUGCGCAUUUGCACGCGCUCCGUAGCUUGGCUGCCGCCCGGGGCCUCCGGUUGCAAAUGGGCUCCGAGGCCUAGCGUCCCCGUCCCCGCCACUCGUGACCGUGUGCCGAAGCCCGCGAGGGGUCGCCGCCGAGGUCUCGCAAGCCCCCGGCCUUGAAGCAUGGCGGCUAUCCCCUCCAGCGGCUCGCUCGUGGCCACCCACGACUACUACCGGCGCCGCCUGGGCUCCUCGUCCAGCAACAGUUCCUGCGGAAGUACCGAGUACCCCGGGGACGCCGUGCCCCACCACCCGGGUCUCCCCAAAGCCGACCCAGGCCACUGGUGGGCCAGCUUCUUUUUCGGGAAGUCCAUUCUCCCUUUAAUGGCCACAGUGUUGGAGUCCCCUGAGCACUCAGCAGAAUCCCCCCAGGCUUCCAGCAGCAUGGUCACCAGUGGCCUGGUUCCCGAAACUAUGAGGAAGCAGCCAGUUAGCAAGCCUGGCCAGGCCAACACCAGGCCCAGUUCCUGACCUGGCUGAACCAUCAGCCCACCCAGGCCUCUGUGGUGCUAGGGUGCAGCCCUGCCUACCCUCCCUGCCCUGGACAGACACCAGCAGGAGCUGGAGAGAGCCCCCCGCCCAUGCACUGAGCUUUCCUGACCCAGUAACUGUGCCUUGCACCAAGCAGAAAAUAAACUCCCAGCAGCAGUCCUUCC
Nannospalax galili (Upper Galilee mountains blind mole rat) is the source of this 711-nucleotide messenger RNA. RefSeq names its product pancreatic progenitor cell differentiation and proliferation factor (gene Ppdpf). The record is from RefSeq and is a predicted model, not a curated record. Gene Ontology annotation, biological process: multicellular organism development; cell differentiation. The transcript is spliced from 5 exons. NCBI's taxonomy places the organism in Eukaryota, Metazoa, Chordata, Mammalia, Rodentia, Spalacidae. Bases 179 to 526 code for a protein of 115 amino acids.